This is a messenger RNA of Thermothielavioides terrestris NRRL 8126, 1536 nucleotides long. RefSeq lists its product as uncharacterized. The coding region runs from base 146 to 1309 and encodes 387 amino acids. The transcript has 2 exons. The record is from RefSeq and is a predicted model, not a curated record. Gene Ontology annotation, molecular function: FAD binding. NCBI's taxonomy places the organism in Eukaryota, Fungi, Ascomycota, Sordariomycetes, Sordariales, Chaetomiaceae.
GGUCUUGGCAAAUAGACAAUUCAAACAACUCAAAUCCAGGCCCAGAUUUGAUUGCCAACAGGGCCGAAUUGAGUUGAGUUGCGUUGGAUUUGAUUGAGUUGAGUUGGCUGGAUUUGAGUUGUUGCGAGCCUUGGUUUUGAAUGACAUGCCUCGCGGCGCUGGCUACCAGGGCGGCACGCUAGCUGCUUUGGAUCGGGCCGGGGUACUGAAGAAAGCGGUGGCUCUCGGUCAUGUAUCCAGAGGCUUGUGUUGGAGAAAGCCCCCAGUUGAUGACGGCGCAGGAGGGAUGAGAUACGGCGAUAUCAUCGCGCGUGUGGCCUUUCCCCCAAGCAAUCCCAAAGACCUCGCCGGCACGACGUCCGCGCUCGUUCUUCCCCAGUCGAAACUGGCGAAGCUGUUCCUGGACGAGGUCCAGGCCACAGGACUCGUCAAGGUCCACUUCGGCAUGGAGUUGACAGCCAUCGACGACGACGGCGACUCGGUCAAGGCAACGUUCAGGCGGACAGGCGACGGGACCCAAGAGACCCACGAAGCUGCCUUCCUCGUGGGCGCUGACGGCGGAAGGUCGACCACUCGCAAGCUACUGAACAUCCAGUUCUUAGGCCACUCGUGGCCGGAGCGUAUAGUUGCGAUAGACUGCGUUUUCGAGGUCCCGCGAACGACAGAACGGGAGUACCCAGUUUCGUUUAUCGUCCACCCGAUCCACUUUGGCGUCGUACUUCCGCUUGACCCGUAUGAGCCCGGGGAACGAAGCCUCUGCCGGUGUGCUGUUGGGCUCGACCCGGCAGACACGCGCUCCGACGAGGAAGUCGCCUCCAAGGAAAGUCUCCGCGAUCUUCUGGAGAAGAUGCUGCCGGGACCGCGGCCGCUCGACGUCGAGAUCAUCAGGGCUGCGCCGCAUCGCAUCCACCAGCUCUGUGCUUCGACCUUCAGGCGCGGCCGAUGCAUCCUCGCCGGCGACGCAGCGCACCUCAACAACCCCUUCGGAGGACUCGGGCUCAACUCGGGCCUGCUGGACGCCGAGGCGGCGGCCGACGCGCUGGCGCUCAUCCUCAACGAGGGCAAGCCGCUCGACCUGCUCGACGCGUACGCGGCCGAGCGGCAGCGCGUGUUCCAGAUCUUCACGAACCCCGUGUCGACCAUGAACAAGCUGCGCUGUGCGAGGGACCCCGAGCACGCCCACGAGGACUGGGUCAUCCGGCUGGUCAAUGCCGACCCUGCCGCGCUGAAGGUGUAUGGCAAGCACUUCUACUCGACGUGGCGCACGGAUAUGAGGGCGUUGGCUGCCAAGUUGUCGUCGUCGGCCUAGUCGAGUGCGUUGCCAGUUGGUUUCGGCCUACAAGGUGCACUGGAUGAUGAGUAGGUUAUCGGCAGUGAAAUUACAGAACACUAGGUACUUACGGCCUCAGUUUGACUGUAAACGGCCCUGUACACUUUGGGUCCGUAUUCUUGACAUUGGACAUAUUCAAUGCCAGCGCGCCUCUCUCACCCUCACAUAUUGCUCAUUCAACUCUGGCUGCGCGAAUCCAGAAAUUG